GCGGCGUGAACGCGCCCGGCUCGUGCCCGCGGGCGCGGCGCUGCCCGGCUCGGCUCGGCGCGGCUCGGCACGGCCCCGCCAUGGACGGGGGCGCCUUCGGAGCGGGGAAAGCCGGCGGCGCCUUCGACCCGCAGGCCUUCCUCCGGCAGCCGCACACCUUGCUGCGGCUCCUCUCCUGGGUGUUCUCCAUCGUGGUGUUUGGCUCCAUCGUCAAUGAAGGGUACGUGAACCGCGUGGACGACUCGCAGGAGCACUGCAUUUUCAACCGCAACCGCAACGCCUGCAACUAUGGCAUCACCGUGGGCGUCCUCGCCUUCCUCAGCUGCCUUCUCUACCUGGCUCUGGAUGCCUACUUCCCGCAGAUCAGCAGCGUCAAGGACCGCAAGAAGGCAGUGCUCUCCGACAUCGGUGUCUCGGCCUUUUGGGCAUUCCUGUGGUUCGUUGGCUUCUGCUUUCUGACCAACCAGUGGCAAGCUUCCAAAGCAGAGGACAACCCGAUGAACGAGGGAGGGGAUGCAGCCCGAGCAGCCAUCACCUUCUCCUUCUUCUCCAUCUUCACCUGGGUGGGCCAGGCGUUCCUGGCGUAUCAGCGCUUCCGGCUGGGCGCCGACUCGGCCCUCUUCUCCCAGGACUACAUGGACCCCAGCCAGGACUCCGGCAUGCCUUACGCUCCCUACACGAACGAGGAGGAUGCUACGGACGCGGUGGGGACGUACCAGCAGCCUCCUCCGGCAGAUGCUUUCGACACCGAGACACAGGGGUACCAAACGCAGAACUACUGAGCCGCCGAUGCCCCUUCCCCGGCCCCUUUCCCUUCUGCCCCCUUUCCCACUGCCGGCAGCAAGCCGAGGCACAAACCAGACACGUGCGUAGCGGCACAAGAGGUGGCUCUCAGCUAUGCUCCAGCCUUCUGGGUCAUCUGUUUUUAUUUAUUGUAUUAUUUUUUUUUUUAAAGAAAAAGGGUUCCCCAUCGCCUCUUCCCUCUCCUCCCCCCAGAACUACCGGCCAGCACCAACACGUCCCAAAAUCUGUCACCGAGGCAGGUCCCCCCCUUUGCUCCUCUCCCUCCUUCAGUGGGGCAGGGGGGAAGGAUGCUGGGGGUGGAAGGGAAGAGGUGUUCCUAGGCGAGGCGAUGCUGCUCCAUGCUGCAGGAGAUGCGGGAGCAUCCGAAUUGGGCCCGAGGGCCUGUUGGCUCAGGGAGGGGAGGGUGGAAGGGGGGGCAGGCUGAGAGCUGGCAUGCAGGCGUGCGAGGGUGGAGGGGGGGCUGCAUGGAGGGGCGAGGGUGCCCUUCCAUUUGAGUGGGGAAAUGCUUUAUUUUCAGAGGGUUCGGGGGGGAGCGGGAGAGGGGAGGGAGCGCAAAGAGAGAAAACGGGAAGGGCAAGAGGAAUAUUUGCGGGUACAAUCCAAAAAAAAUGCAGCUUUUUGUAGAUUUUGCUGUUGAUGAAAGCAAGGCUUGAGAGAGCAGAGCAGAGGGGCAGUGCCGUGAGAGCUGCUCCUUCCCUUUGGGUUAAGGUGGAGGUGUGUUUCCCCUCAUCUGUUUGCCGUUUCACCUGGGCAGGAGGAGGAGAAGGAAGCCAGUUUCAUUCCCUGGGUGCUGCUGCAGCCUCCUCCCUUCCUCUGGCACCACCUCGAGCACAGGGGAAUGGAGCAGGACCCCCUAGAAAGAAACGUGGCUGCUGUCACACUGGGGGGUCACCGAGCAGUGGAGGGUCUUCCUCCAUCCUUGCAAAGUUGGUUUGUGCCAGACCGGGCUCUCUGAAGGCUGCUCCUGCUGUAUUUUGCAUUUAUUAUACCUUCGUGCUCCUUCUGCAGCAUCUGGUAAGUCUUUAAAGCCUCACCUAGGUGGCAGUAGUGCCUCUCGGAUAGAGCUCGUAGGGACAGUACUCCACACUCCUCAUGAUUUUGCUUCAAGUCAAGACACAGCUCCGGAAGCAGGCUGUUUAUUCCGGGAUAAAAUUAAUGUCUGUGCCUAAAGGGAAAUAACCGAGCAAUAGCCCGACGGGCAGUUUUCUGCACAGACCUCUCAGAGCACAAGUAAUGGGGUAUGUCCUGAGGAGCUCUAUCCCCUGAGCAGCCACCGUGGUCCAUGCAACGUUGACCCAUGUAGCAGAGAUCAGGAGCAGCUCUAGCAUCAAGCAGCUCUAGCAUCUACAGGUGCUUCACCUGAGCGUUUGGCCCAUUCCCUGUAGCAUCCCUUGGAGCCAAGAGGAUGGGACGCGGGCACGGCCUGUGGUUGUGCAAACAUCUCAUCUGGAGGACGCUGAGCCUUCCUUCACCCACAUCACCAGUCCUCCUAGCACUGCUCUCCAGCUGCCCCACAGCGGUAGAGAAGGGGGAGACAAUGUUGAGUUGCAGACCCCAAGAGGGAAGGGGGCACGGUUUCUGCCUGCUCCUACCAGCUUUCAGGAGCUGCUAGACCUCCGCAGGGGUGAGAGGCAAGCCUGUCACUUGCAGCCCCGUGCUGCUGGCUGCUAUCCCCACGGCUUGCCCUCCCUUGCUGGUGGUUGCUGAUGAAAGGGGAACCAACGAAGCCUGUAGACAUGCAAGGAGGGCCUGGGCAAACGUCCUGUGCUCCGUGGCUGCGAGCGAAAGCAAUACUGUACAUAGGAGGGGUAUUUUUCAGAGGGAAGCCCCUCGGGCUUCUUUUAUUUUCUGUGGGAUCAGCCUAAUAUUUAGGCUUGGGAGGGGGUUACUUUAUUGAGAGAGAUUCGUUAUGACUGUGGCUGUGGGGGGGAGCUCCCUCCAGUCCAUCUCUCCUAAGGGGGGAGUGGAAUGAGAGAAUAACGAGGUGGAGGAGGAGAAAAACUCGUUGUACUCACCCAGACUCAUCCAUGUCACCCUUCAUGCUUUCAUUUUGGGUGUUUGGGGGAAGCCAAGGGGGAGAGGAGGCGGCGGCUAUAAAUAAUCAACCCUCGGCAUAAAAAUACGUUGUCCGUUCUGGAAGGAAUCGCCCAUUACCUGCCCCAUCUCAUCAGGGAGGGGGCGAGGGACCAGGUGCAUGAGGUACAGGCCAUAUGUCGGGGCGGUCUACCUGGGGACCUGUUUUAGGGCGUAGCAUGGCCCUACCCCCAUCAGAGCUACAUAGAUGGCUAAACAUCAUGCGGGGGUGACUCACGAGACAGCUUUCCUUUAUCGUCUUUGGCUCGCCUCCCUUGUAACCAUCUGAUGGCCUCCAGUGGGUUUGAGGUGGGACAAGCCUCCCCCUCAAAAUGCAACUUCCAGUGGCAUGCGGCCAUCUCUGGAGAUGGCCCUACCCAAGGGGUUGUUUAUCUUAUCUUAGGCGCUCCUGAUAAGGUGCUUCCUGUUUCUGGUGAUCGUAGGCAAGGCCCGGGCAGCUGGCUGGAACAUGGCCCUUUUAGCUCCUCAACUUUGGUGAGAUCAGUCCCACUCUGGGGAUUAGGAGAUCAGAGGGAAGGCUACAUAAGCAAAAUGGUAAGAAGGCUUUCUUGCCGCCAUGCCAUUUGUCUGGAUUACGGAGGAUUACGGAUCCCCUGCUGGGCGCAACGGCCCAUUGAUGUCUUAUCUUACAAAGCCUCCAAGUAAGGGACUUCCAUGAAAGCAGGGGCUGUGACGGGCAAAGGAAUGAGGAACCUUUGCCCCACCUCUACCUGUGGCUUCAACCUCUGGACACGUCCCCAUGCCCCGUUCUCCCCUGUCCCCAGCACCCAGUCCAUCACCUCAUUGCACCCCCUUCCCCUCCGCGUUAUUCCUGGCAGUUCCCUCAGGGGAGGAGGGCAUUUGUGUCCCCACAGCCUCGCGAGCACUUGGGAGGCCCCGGGAAGGCAGCGUAGCGGGAUGGCCUCCACAGGAGGCUCGGCUCUGGUCCCCAGAGCGGGUGCGAGGCAAGGAGCCCAGCGAGGCCACCUCGCGCCGUGAGUCCAAACCAUCCAUCCAAACAACUCCCCGUGGCACCCGUAACGCCACCUGGGCUGCCCUGCCCCUUCCCCUGACACAUUACUGCCUGUGUAUAGUAUAUAUAUUAUAUAUAUAUAUUUCAAAGGAUGUAUAAUAUAAAGCUAUACAUAUAUACGUAUAUACGAUGACUCGCGGAUGGCCUGCUGCAUACAGGAUCCCCUGAGUGGUCUUGUCUAAGCCCGAGUGUCCCUUCACCCCUCCUCCCCGCGCCCCUGUCCGUCCUCAAACCCCACUACAGCGACCCCCGCCACCUCGGCACCUGUGUUUACAAUGUCCUAUAUAUUUGUGGUUAACAAAGUGAAGGUGGUAACUACUGGUGUCUCAAUAAAGUUACGACAUUCAAAAUAACCAAACUAUGUGAAAAA
Messenger RNA from Anas platyrhynchos (mallard), 4280 nucleotides. RefSeq names its product synaptogyrin 1 (gene SYNGR1). Gene Ontology annotation, cellular component: neuromuscular junction; synaptic vesicle membrane. NCBI's taxonomy places the organism in Eukaryota, Metazoa, Chordata, Aves, Anseriformes, Anatidae. The record is from RefSeq and is a predicted model, not a curated record.